AGCGUUCGUGCUUCACGUCCAUCGCUAUGGUCUGCGACGACGGACUGCACGCUUCAUCGCCCACUAUUCCGCACAAAUCUCUUCGCCGACUCGCAUCUACACGUGGCUUCAAAACAAACGAUCACACAUGGAUACGCGUUUUUGAAGGAUUCAAUCAAUUCGCAGUCGACGCUCCAAGUAAACUAGUAAAAGUUUCCAAUAACACGACCGUCGAAGAUAUCAACAAGCUGCUCGGGUUCAAUGAAGAGUUAACGCUUUGGUUGCAAAUCGGAGGGGAACAAUCUAGAAGGUUAGAACUGAGCGAACGUCCUUUAUGUGUACAGAAGCAGUUUCUAGAAAAGUUAGGAUGGCGUUCGCAGGCCCGUCAGCUGAGAUUUGCUGUUGAUCCGGAAUUACGACACAUAUUACGAUGGUGUGCCGGUCCAGCUGCAAGAUCUGGCGGUGUUAUCAAAUCUGGAACGCUAUACGUGUUAAAAGGACAUGUUUUUCCGCAGUGGAAACCGCGACCGGCUCACAUUGUUGGAUCGCAGUUGCAUUUUUGUGGAACGGCAAUGGAAAUGAUAGAGUUAAGUGGAGGUUAUAUAGAGUUAUGCCAACCAAAAGCCCAGCGAUUGGUAUUAUGCCUAAAGCCCCGUUGCCAUAGCAAUAGCUCAAUAGAGGGUGGUUCGACUCAUUUGUUUCUGGGAUUCAGCACAAUUUGGGAGCGAAAUAUGUGGUUUUGCUGGCUUAAAGAGGCAAUCCAAAGUACGCAACCACCAAAUGUGCUGGACCUGAGUGGUGGUGGGAAGACUUGUCUCAAGAAUGCUCUGGCGCAACAUGGAUCAGACGGGUUUGCUCUACGUGUACUGUCCAUGAGAGGGAACUCACUAAACUAUCUGCCAUCACAGACGUGCUCAUUAGUUGCCUUGACGCAUCUGGAUAUAAGUGACAACAAGAUCAGCGAACUACCUGAAGAAAUGUGCCGGCUACUACAACUCGAAGAACUUCAAGUGAGUGAUAAUGAAUUAAAAUCUCUGGAUUGUGUUCUGCAGCUUCCACGUCUCCGAACUAUUGUAGCAGCACGAAAUAUGAUCACAAAUUUUGGAGUGAACAGUUCGCGGUCGACAUGUGCAAGCGAUUCAAACAGAUGUGAGCACCGCGCUCCACUCACAAAUGUCGAUCUCCGCCACAAUAGACUUAAAGGAAGCAUUGUACUUGGUAAUUACGAACACUUGGCGACACUGGACGUGUCUCAUAAUACAGUGGAGGUGUUAGUAUUAUCAGCUCUGCGUGGACUACGAGAAUUAUACGCGGCCAACAAUUCCAUACAGCAUAUGUCUCUGCAUGGCGCAUCGUUACGAAUUCUACAUGCACCGUACAAUAAUUUGGAGAGCUUAACAACAACAGUACCCCCGAUAAACUUGGUCGAAAUAAAUUUAUCGCACAACAAACUUACUUUAUUACCACAAUGGCUCAGUGGCUGUUCAGAUUUGACAAAACUUUACGCAAGCAAUAACCAACUCUCGUCACUCCCUGAUCAUUUGUUCUGCAGCGAAUUAUCUAGUCUCAGCCAUUUGCACUUGGGUCACAAUAAAAUAUCAACUAUACCAUCAAUGCCGAGGCUAAGAUCACCUUUAAAAGAACUUAUCCUGAAUGAAAACUGUAUUCAAGCGCUUCCAGAAAACUUUUUCUCGGUUUGUGAUAGAUUAUGUGUUCUAAAUCUUUCCAACAAUAGAUUAAGUCGUCUACCCAGAAUAAGAGGUGUUUCUUCACAUUCCUUAGAACGACUAUAUUUAACAGCCAAUUGCUUAAACGAUGACUCGAUUGACGUCAUCAUAACUUUUAGAGAACUUAAAAUUCUGCACGUCGCUUAUAAUUGCCUUACGAGUUUGCCUGAAAGUUUUUGCAACUUUUGGCCACAUAUGGAAGAAUUCAUAGUGUCUGGAAACUCUUUGACGAAACUUCCAGAUAGUUUAGCUCAGCUCAAUAAUAUCAAAAUUGUUCGCGCGCAUUCAAACAGAUUACGAUCCAUACCAAUGUUUGCCUGCAGUGCUUCAGUGAAAGUAUUAGAUUUUGCACACAACGAAUUAGAUAGUAUUGAUCUACGUCUUUUAGCACCAAAGCAACUAAAAUUUUUAGACAUUUCAUGUAACAAAAAGUUACAAAUGAACCCAUCACAAUUCAUUGCAUAUAAAUCUCAACGCCCGCUGAGUUUGGUUGAUGUGACGGGGCAUAAUAAUCAAAGCUGGUCUCGAAAAAGUGGUUUUCAUGAGGAGUUUAAGGCGACUACUCCAUGGGCUUUAGGUUUUUCCGAAUGCCCUAAUAAGCAAUUGCAAUUAUCGUGCGCUCAAAUACGGUUACCAUCAUUUUGUAAUAAAGAGGGUUUAUUUGCGGUAAUUGAUGGUGAAAAUGAUACAGAAGUUGCAAAAAUAUUACAGACAAGCCUACCUGGGUUACUUUUGGAAGAAAAAGCUAUUAAAGAAACUGUCAAUGAAUACAUGAAGUAUGUUGUUUUAUCAGCUCACAGGGAAUUGAAAGAAAAAGGACAAAAAAAGGGUGCAAGUCUUAUUAUGUGCCAUUUAUCUCCAGUAGAAUCUUCAGAAAAUGCAUUCGGUAACAUAAACAAACGAUACAGUUUAAGGUUGGCAAAUGUAGGCGAUACUAAAGCAAUUUUAUGUCGGCGAAAUGGUCCUUUGUGCUUAGGUGCUGAGAACAACAAGCGUUUGGGCUAUUCCACGCGAUAUCCACAUCUCAUUCCAGAUCCUGACGUUGUCCAGACUAUAAUCAAAGAAGAUGACGAAUUCUUAAUUUUAGGUAAUGGAAGAUUUUGGAAUGCUAUCACUGUAGAUACUGCAGUAUCUGAAGUGCGAACUGAACGCAAUCCAGUUUUAGCAGCUAAGAGAUUACAAGAUUUAGCUCAAAGCUAUGGUGUUGAAGAUUGUAUAUCAGUUAUUGUUAUAAGAUUUGACAUUGCCAGGCCCGAUCUUGACAUGUUAAUGAAAGAAUUACGCCAAACAAUUAAUACAACAAAAUCGUGUCGUCCUGAUUGCUGUUGCUCUCGCUUAGAACCGUGCUGUCAUUCGAUUACUCCACCUAAAUCAAAUAGUGAUCGUUCUUCUCCAAGUGGCCAAAGUGAUAAACCUCUAAGUGAAAUAAUGAAUCCACAACAACAUUAUGCAAGUGUUCGCUCACAUGCUAAAGCAACAGACAGGAAACCUCGAGGAGGAGUUGCUAGAGCGAUCCGCGUGCGAGUGGAAGAAGAUAAGGAAGAGAAUAAAAAAAUAGAUGAACCAUCCUCCGAAGAACAAUUUAAGUGCUGGGAAUAUAUGUUAGAGCAAAAUACGCAAAUGAUAUUUGACAAAGAGCUAGAUAAUCUAUCAAAAGGAAUAAAGUCAGAGGCUGGAAGUUUGAAAAAUAUAAAAGGUUUAUCGGGAAGCAGUCCCCAGUUGCAAUUGGCUGGUAAACAGAGCAAGCUCCCAUUUCUGUCGAAACAUUUUGGCAGUGCACGAUCAUUUGGUGCAGCCCUAAAGCCAGAAUUUCGUUUUGGAUCAGGCCGAAUGCCAAACUGUGGGCCAAAUGCUGCAUACUUUGGUUCUCUUCAAAGGCUAAUGCCGUACCAUUUAGAGUAUGAUUUCGCAGUUAUCCAGGAAAAAUCGGCGCAGUCACAGGAAUCUCUUGAUCUGGAAGGUCGGAUGCAACAAUAUUGGGGCGUAGCGACGACAGAGUUAUAAAGAUUGUUAAUAUAUUGCUAAUCUAUUAGUAUAUGUAAUAUAGAUAUAUGUAAAUAAAACUUGCCUUAAUAA
Molecule: messenger RNA, 3782 nt
Organism: Leptidea sinapis
Lineage: Eukaryota; Metazoa; Arthropoda; Insecta; Lepidoptera; Pieridae
Gene: Phlpp
Product: protein phosphatase PHLPP-like protein
Exons: 7
Coding region: 27-3710 (1227 amino acids)
Molecular function (GO): protein binding
Source: RefSeq, a predicted model, not a curated record